Messenger RNA from Rotaria sp. Silwood2, 714 nucleotides. The record is from the annotation of a GenBank genome assembly. Lineage: Eukaryota; Metazoa; Rotifera; Eurotatoria; Philodinida; Philodinidae.
AUGUACAGAAUCAAUGAUCGGCACCAACUGGCCAAAUUAUUUCUCUAUGAUUUAGUUGCAUCGAUGAAAGCUGAAAAUUAUUUUCUUGUAUUAGCUAUGAAUGAUCGACGAUUGUUCACACUAAUGACUGCCGAUCCAAUUGCUCCAGAUCUACAAGAAAAAAUUCAGACCUUACCAAGCAGAACUCUUCAACAAACAGUAAAAUCUGCUACUGUGAAACUUGUCGAACAUAUUCAAGCGUGUGCUGAUAUGAAUUCAAGCGAUGAAGAUGAUGAUGAUGACAAUAAUGAAAAUGAUGCUCAGACAACACAGGACUCUGUUAUAAAUCCUAUUAAAAAAACUGUACGACCCGUUAGUUCGCUUCGUUUUGUUACUCGUCUGAAUGGACGACAUUCUCAAGCAAAAACGAAUACCGUUAAUGGUACACUAUUAAAAUUCAUCGAAUUAUUUUCGAAAAAUGUAAAGAGUAUCGAUGUCAAACAAUUAGUACAUGACUCGGAUGAAGAAAAUCAUGAUAAUGAUCUUAAUGUAGACUUGCCUAUUGCAACAAAUGAUCAUCAAUAUGUUGAAGAUGAUUUGAAUGAUAUUCGCCAAAAAACAUUCAAAUAUGAUCAGCAACAAGUAAAAGGAAUUCAUCUGGCAAAUGCGGGUAAUCAGAAUUUGAAAGUAGUCAAUAGUUACUCGGUUAGUUCAAAUACAUGUACUAUUAUUUGA